This is a messenger RNA of Orycteropus afer afer, 1041 nucleotides long. It is a transcript of the gene FOXQ1, whose product is annotated as forkhead box Q1. The record is from RefSeq and is a predicted model, not a curated record. Gene Ontology annotation, molecular function: RNA polymerase II cis-regulatory region sequence-specific DNA binding; DNA-binding transcription factor activity, RNA polymerase II-specific. Lineage: Eukaryota; Metazoa; Chordata; Mammalia; Tubulidentata; Orycteropodidae. Gene Ontology annotation, biological process: anatomical structure morphogenesis; cell differentiation; regulation of transcription by RNA polymerase II. The transcript is spliced from 2 exons. The coding region runs from base 1 to 1041 and encodes 346 amino acids.
AUGAAGUUGAAGGUGUCCGCCCCUAGCGCGGACAAGCCGGCCGGUGACAUAGAAGGCACGGGCAGCAGCGACACGCCGUCCCCGCUGUCCGUGGGAGGCGAUGACUCUCUGGGCUCAGACGGGGACUGUGCGGCCAACAGUCCAGAGGUAGACGGCGGCGCCAGGGAGCCCGCACGAGGCAGCCUGGGCAAAGAAGAGGAAGACCGGGUGGCGGCGGCGGAGGAGAGCGCAGGCGGCCAGGAGGCCGAUGCGACGGGGCCUGGCCAGGGCGCGCGCGGCGAGAGCAGCCGCGGUAAGCCGUACACACGGCGGCCCAAGCCCCCAUAUUCGUACAUUGCGCUCAUCGCCAUGGCCAUCCGAGACUCUGCGGGCGGGCGUCUAACGCUAGCGGAGAUCAACGAAUACCUCAUGGGCAAAUUUCCUUUCUUCCGCGGCAGCUACACGGGUUGGCGCAACUCGGUGCGCCACAAUCUCUCGCUCAACGACUGUUUCGUCAAAGUGCUGCGCGAUCCCUCGCGGCCCUGGGGCAAGGACAACUAUUGGAUGCUCAACCCCAACAGCGAAUACACCUUCGCCGACGGGGUCUUCCGCCGCCGCCGCAAGCGCCUCGGCCACAAGGCAGCCGCCACCACGGCCGUGCUGCGGCCCGAGGAGGACGCAGUCCAACCUACUGCAGCCGCAGCUGCCGCCGCUCCCGGAGGCGGCCCAAGCCCUUCCUCGCCCCCGCCGCGUCCGCCGGCCCGCCGGGAUGACAGCGCGAGCCCUGCGGGCAAGUUCUCCAGCUCCUUCGCCAUAGACAGCAUCCUCAGCAAGCCCUUUCGUAGCCGCCGCGAGCGCGGCGCCGAUGCCGAAGCGCGUCUGCUGUGGGGCGCCGGGGGCACACUCCCCGCCAGGCCCGCGCCCUGCCCCGCGCCCGGACCGCUGGCCGGGGGCGGCUCGCCUCCGUGCUGCCCCCUGCGGCCGCCCGGAGCCCUGCAGGCGGCCCGGGACUGCGACCCUAGCGCGUUCCGGCCUGGCCAGUUGGAGACGCUCCUAGCUUGA